UCACCUACCAUCAAUCCAGAUCAUCAGAGAAUCCAAGUGCUUCAAACAAUCUAACGGCUGAAAUAAAUCACUCACACUUUCCAUGGCUACUGCUUCUUCAUCUCUCACCUUCCCCACUUCCCUGCCAAAAUUUUGCAGACCCUCCUCCAUUUCUAUAACCCCACCACCACAGGUAUCCGUUUAUUUUAAGAAACUCUCUAUCAGUUCUUCUUUAAAGAUAUCAAAAAGAACAACAACAAGGGCGUCAUCCAUGGCUUCUUCUGGGAUCACCACCAUUGAUCAGAGUAACAAGAAGGUAGUGGAGGUGUUUGAUACGGAGGAGGAUUUGGCUGUGUCUCUUGCAAAAUACACUGCUGAUUUAUCUGAUAAGUUUGCUAAAGAAAAAGGGGCUUUCACUGUUGUUGUAUCUGGUGGUUCUCUCAUUAAGUCCCUUAGGAAAUUGGUGGAGGCACCUUAUGUGGAUUCAAUAGAUUGGUCAAAAUGGCAAGUGUUUUGGGUGGAUGAGAGAGUUGUUCCCAAAGAUCAUCCAGACAGUAACUACAAACUUGCUUUUGAUGGUUUCCUCUCAAAGGUACCAAUACCCCCUGGUAAUGUUCAUGUCAUCAACGAUGCCCUGUCUUCUGAGGGUGCUGCGGAUGAUUAUGAAACUCGUCUCAAACAUCUGGUUCAUACUGGUGUGAUAAAUAUAUCUUCAUUGAGCGGGUUCCCAAAGUUUGAUCUCAUGCUUGUGGGAAUGGGUCCAGAUGGACAUGUAGCCUCUCUGUUCCCUGGCCAUCCACUCCUCAAGGAAAACCAGAAGUGGGUUACUCACAUCACAGAUUCUCCAAAACCACCCCCACAGAGAAUUACCUUUACCUUCCCUGUCAUCAACUCAUCUGCAUAUAUUGCUCUUGUGGUGUGCGGUGCUGGUAAAGCUAGCAUAGUGCAGACAGCAUUGGGAAAGAUUCAAAACUCUGAGGUGUUUCCUGUUCAAAUGGUUUCAUCUGAAGGGGAGUUGAAGUGGUUUUUGGACAAAGAUGCAGCUUCAAAGCUGUAGGAGAGCAAAUGUAACUUUAUGAGUUCAACAAAUAAGAGUCACGAGCUGCAUGAUUGUUUCUGCUGUGUUGUUGAUCAGUAGAUGUGCUACUCGUUGUUGUAAUCUCAGUGAUAGUUUUGGAUUAGUGGGGAUUUUCUUCUUGUACUUGGUCAAUCAAAAGACUUACAUUGUAUGGAAUGUUGUUAAGCAGCUUUUUAAAGAGAAUUGUUUUUGCUGAUAAAA
This is a messenger RNA of Populus euphratica (Euphrates poplar), 1258 nucleotides long. Its product is annotated as probable 6-phosphogluconolactonase 5, chloroplastic. The record is from RefSeq and is a predicted model, not a curated record. The transcript is spliced from 3 exons. NCBI's taxonomy places the organism in Eukaryota, Viridiplantae, Streptophyta, Magnoliopsida, Malpighiales, Salicaceae. The coding region runs from base 83 to 1036 and encodes 317 amino acids. Gene Ontology annotation, biological process: pentose-phosphate shunt; carbohydrate metabolic process. Gene Ontology annotation, molecular function: 6-phosphogluconolactonase activity.